AUGCUUUCACGCUAUAUCCUCCCCGCCGCUGCCUUGUUUGGCCUCGCGGUCGCUCAAACAACAUCCGACUGCAACCCUCUCAACCAAACCGACUGUGACCCCAACCCAGCCUGGGGAACGACCUACACCUGGGCCUUCAACGACACGCCCUCGAGCGACUUCUGGGACGGCCAUGUCGGCCGCGUGACCUACGACAAGGAGCUCGGCGCGACAUUCACAGUCGCCAAGCAGGGCGACUCGCCCACGCUGCGCACAAACUUUUACUUCUUCUUCGGCCGCACAGAGCUGCACAUGAAGGCCGCGCCCGGAACGGGCAUCAUCAGCUCCAUGAUGUGGCUGAGCGACGACCUCGACGAGGUCGACUGGGAGAUUCUGGGUGCGAACGACACCCACGCUUCAACGAACUACUACGGCAAGGGUGUGGAGGACUUCACAAAGGCCGGAUGGCACUUUGUGGAAGGCGGUAUGCAGGAGGACUACGUCAACUACACGACGACGUGGACAAAGGAGGAGCUCACCUGGUACAUCAACGGACAGGAAGCGCGAAAGGUUGUGGCCAAGGACGAUAUGGAUAGUUAUCCUCAGACACCCAUGAGACUCUCUAUCGGUAUCUGGGCCGCUGGUGAUCCUAGAAUGCCCGAGGGAACACGCGCAUGGGCUGGUGGUGACACUGAUUAUGAGAAGGGUCCUUACACCAUGCACGUCAAGGAUGUUACCGUCGAGGACUACAGCACCGGAAAGGAGUACGUCUACGGCGACAAGACAGGUAGCUGGGAAAGUAUCGAGAUCGUCAAGGGCAACUCAACCGCCUUCGAGGCCCUGCACAAGGAACCCGAAAAGUCCUCAGGCGAGAAAUGGGAAGCUCUCCCCACAGGCACAAAGACCGGCAUCUACGCCGGCGGCAUCGGCGCCGCAGCCAUCAGCCUCGGAGCUCUAGGAUUCUACUUCUGGCGCCAGCGCGCCGCAGGCGCAUCCGAAGCCAAGCAGGCCGCCGCCGAGAACUCGGAUCAGGAUCUCAUGUCGUACCGCCAGGGCGAGGACACGGCGAACCAGGGCUUUGAGUACAGCGCAGCCAAGUACUCCAAGGUGCCAGCCCAGGCGGCGCCUUAA
Fusarium pseudograminearum CS3096 is the source of this 1110-nucleotide messenger RNA. RefSeq lists its product as uncharacterized. Gene Ontology annotation, cellular component: fungal-type cell wall. Bases 1 to 1110 code for a protein of 369 amino acids. The transcript has 3 exons. Lineage: Eukaryota; Fungi; Ascomycota; Sordariomycetes; Hypocreales; Nectriaceae. The record is from RefSeq and is a predicted model, not a curated record. Gene Ontology annotation, molecular function: hydrolase activity, hydrolyzing O-glycosyl compounds; glycosyltransferase activity. Gene Ontology annotation, biological process: carbohydrate metabolic process; fungal-type cell wall organization.